Nicotiana attenuata is the source of this 2442-nucleotide messenger RNA. RefSeq lists its product as uncharacterized. NCBI's taxonomy places the organism in Eukaryota, Viridiplantae, Streptophyta, Magnoliopsida, Solanales, Solanaceae. The transcript is spliced from 14 exons. The record is from RefSeq and is a predicted model, not a curated record. Bases 76 to 2250 code for a protein of 724 amino acids.
CAAAAUAGCCAACAAUCCUAGUUUAGAGGAGAAUCCGGUCCAUGCAAAUACUUGUCAACUAGAAGUAUAUUUCUUAUGUCUCUGCAAAUCUUUCACAGUAUUACUCCUCUAUCUUCGCCGUCGACGUCGAAUUUCCCGUCUACGCAGUUUCUUUCUCGGUUUGUCCCGGCGACAAGUCAUGUCAGUAACUGCUCUAAUAAAUCACCAUCAGUUGGCUUAUCGGAAUUACAGUCCCAAUUCAAGCCCCCGACUGACGAUCUCCGUCCUAUUGAAACAAAACCUAGUAGCAGUAGCAGUUCAGAUGAUACACCUGAGAGUGAAGGAAUUUCUGGUAUUAAAGUGCCCAGACAAAGAUAUAUUGCCGCUUCCAAAUCGCAGCUGUUAGGUGCCAUCACUUCUACCAUGUUUAAUUCACCGGAGGAAGCCGAUCAAUUUCGUCAUGUAUCAUUAUGCCUGGACCUGAUUCUCCAUGCUGAACACAAAGUCAUCUUAGAGGAAAUGCGAGUUGAUUAUGAUCGAUCGCAUGCCAAUGAUAGUUGUAAUAAAACUGCAGUUUCAUCUGGGCAAGAAAGAAAUUUCACGCCAAAUGGAAGUGGUUCCGACAUUAUGAUGAGUGAUGUUGAGAAGGUCAAAGACAUUGAUAAAUAUGACUGGGAUAUGGAACUGAAGAAUCUAUGGCGUUCAGGUUCUGAUCAAUUCUCAGGAUCUCCUUAUGUUUCUUUUCUCAAAUUUGUCAACAAAGACUCUCUUGAGGAGUCUAGAACUGCUGUUUCCAGUCGUUUUCAACAUGCUUUCCUGCAGCUGCUUUCCAAUGCGGGUUUUGAAGAAUUGUCUGCUAGAGAUCUGAGGCUGACAUCUGCUCUAAAUACUGAUUAUCUUCUUACAUUACCUAUAUCUGUAGACUGGAAGAGGGCAUCUCAGUCCAGUGCCAUAUUAUUCAGACGUGGUUAUGCAACUGAGAGGCAGAAGGGCUUGCUAAUUGUUGAAAAACUAGAUUACUUGCAAUCAAAGUUUCUACAAAGAGUUUUCUUUCUGAUAGUCAAACCUCUGAAGAAAGUUAGUAUUUGGUUGACUGAGGUUUUGGAAAGAUCUAUCACAGAAGAUAAUGCUCAAAUUUGGGCCCAAAAAGUCAAGCUUUGGUUGAAGGAUUUUCCCAUUCUCCAGCAAACAUCUAGUGACAACCAACACAUAUCAAAUAAGCCAUUUGAAGUUGACGCAUUAUCAGAAGAUGACCUUCCCCUUCAGAAAGCUGCACAGAAUGCUGUAAUUCGUUAUGAAGAAAAUCUUUCAGCAGUUGGGCCUCGUGGUAGGCUUCUAAAAAAGCUGCUGAUGCUGAUUGGAGUUCUACCGUCAAAACACAAACAGCAAUUUGAACUUGAAAUAGAUGAUAAUGAAAUUGAAUCUCAUUUAAGGCCAAUCUUUUUGUCGAGGAUAUCACUUAGCGAUAUAUGGGAACCCGCAUCACUGAAAUCAUGUGCAAAUGAUCUUUGGAGAAUGUUGAGAACUUCUAUUUCCAUUCUUCUCUCAAAAUCAACUCUCCAGGAGCCAGCUUACCAAGAGUUGAUUUUACUAUACAUCAAGGAAACUUGUGAGGGAGGUGAUGCGGAUAAAGAUGAGUUCCCUUCAUUGCAGCUGAAGAUCUACGAGAAAAUCCCCAUUCCAGAUCUACCAGUUGUUUUUCCGCACAAGAAGUUGUCUUUCCGCAUACUAGAUUCGGUACGCCUUGACAUUGCCUCAGUACUUGGACUACUGGCAUACUUCAUAAACUACAAAUUUGAAGACAUAUUUUCACUAUCCGCAAUACUUUUAGAUGUGAUUGCAGUCAGUGCUCUUCUGAUAUAUGUGAGCCGUGUGGUCUUGGGUUACAAGCAAACAUGGGAUAGAUAUCAACUUCUGGUCAACAGGACACUUAAUGAGAAAACAAUGGCAAGUGGCUUUGGUUCUGUUUACUUUCUCCUGGAUGCUUCUGAACAACAGCAGUACAAAGAAGCCAUAUUAGCAUAUGCAGUCCUGCUGAAAGAAAACAGCCAGGGAAGUUAUGCUGGAAAUGUUGGAGCCAGAUGUGAGAAGUUUAUUUAUGAUCUGUUGGACGAAAAGGUUGAAAUGCCUGUAGACAAAGCUAUAAGUACAUUGGUGAGGCUGGGUAUUGUAAUAGAGGAGUCUUUAAACGGGCACACUGUGCUGCAGGCAGUCCCUUGCUUCAAGGCAUAUGAGAUUCUUAAACAACAUUGGAAUAGCUUGCUCGGCUAAGUUUUGCUACAUAGAAUACAAAGUUUCUUAGCUGUAGAUUUUUAGCUUCAACAAAAGUAUUUGGAAGUAUGAAUGCAGUAAGAGAUAGUGUAACUUUGUUAUAAUUAGGAAGGAUGAAUUAUACUAAAAGUGGGAACAUCCUAAACUAAAAACGUAUCAUUAUAUUAUAUUAUGUUACUCUAAAAUUGGGAA